UUACGGCUGCCAGGUAACGGGCUGCGCCGCUGUGUAGUUGCGCAUGCGCGUCUUCCCGCUCGCCAUGGUAACAGGAGUAAAUAGUGGGAGGGGCUGUGGCACUGAGCCCGCAUGCGCAGGAGAAAUCGGCGGAGGGAAGAUGGCGGAGGAUGCUGCGGUUGCUAUGAGUCCAGGGAGGGGUAGGCCCUGACACCAACACAGCGCGGGUCCGCGGCCUCAGGUAAUGCUGCCGAGAUGUGAGCUGAGAGCGCGGAACUGGGACACACCACCCACACACCGUGGACAAUGAGGGUGCACCAAUCCCUACGGCCCUCAAUGCCCCAGGCAUGUGAACCCAGGUUUGCACGGAGUCGUGAGUCCCCGGUGAUCACCACUCAGCCGGCCGCAGUUGGCAAGGUCCUCACAUCCCUCCGCACUGUCAGCCAGGAGCGCUCGGCUUAUGCUUCCACCAUCUACAGCAAUGGAACGGUCCCUGCUCCCAAGCUCCGGCCACUGCCUCCCCGCCCGCUGGUGGAGAAGAGUAAGGACCGCGGUCGGAGUGCACAGCGUACGGAUCCUGCUAGUAAGAGGGGGCCGGUGAAGGCUAAUCACAUGAUCAUCGUCACCAGCCCCCCGCCACCCAGCAAAGCAUCCGCUCACACCCCUCAGGUCAGAGUUGGCAGUCUUUCUCGGUCUAAAUCUGUCAGUCACGGGGACCUGAGCCUGAACAGAGAAAAGACGGAGGAGAUCAGCAAAGGUCUGGCCCAGGUGGUGGUCCGAGAGCGCAGCGCCUCGUCCAGCCGGAAGCCCCCAUUAGACACGGCAUCCCUGAGGAGGAGCAGCUCUCUCAAAAGGCUCAACGUGCUGCCCGCUGUGGAGGCUCCACAGAAGACCUGCAACACCUCUCUUCUGUCACUGCGGCCCGACGUGUCCACCAAGACAACGCAGCGAGAACCCCAAGAGUCCUACCAGCACCCGCAAGCCUGUGGCCCCCCGGACAGCCCGUCUCCAUCUUCUCUUCCGCCGCGUGUUCCCGUCCUCGGCUCAGGACAUGUCGGACUGCGGAAUCUAGGCAACACGUGUUUCCUAAACGCCGUCCUCCAGUGUCUGAGCAGCACGAAGCCCCUCCGGGAUUACAUCCUCCGGCAGGAAUUCCGCCAUGAGCAGGCGGCGAACUCCAGGACGCCGCAGGAUCUCACAGAGGCUUUUGCUGACGUCCUUACCUCCUUGUGGAGCCCAGAGCCCCCAGACUCUGCUAACCCUGCUCGGCUAAGAGCUGUCUUCCAGAAAUACAUCCCGUCUUUUACAGGAUACAGCCAGCAAGAUGCUCAGGAAUUUCUCAAGUUCUUCAUGGAUCGAAUCCACAUAGAAAUUAACAGGAAGUGUAGGAAAACUCCCAGCAUCCUCUCUGAUGCCAAACGUCUAAUCCAACUGGAACCUCAGGACUCCCUCAGUGAUGACGAGCGAGCCAAUCAGAUGUGGAAGCAGUACCUGGAGAGAGAAGAUAGCAAAGUAGUAGAUUUAUUUGUGGGCCAGUUAAAGAGCUGCCUUAAGUGCCAGGCUUGUGGCUACCGAUCGCCUACGUUUGAUGUCUUCUGUGAUCUGUCUCUGCCCAUCCCCAAGAAAGGUUUCACCAGCGGUAAAGUCUCCCUGAUCGAUUCCUUCAGCCUGUUCACUAAGGAGGAAGAGUUGAACUCUGAGAACGCCCCGAUCUGUGACCGCUGCCGGCAGAGGACAAAAAGCACCAAGAAGCUCACCAUCCAGCGCUUUCCCAGAAUCCUCGUGUUACACCUGAACAGAUUCUCCAGCACCAAGUUUUCCAUCAAGAAAUGUUCGGUGUUUGUAGACUUCCCCUUACACCGACUCAGCCUGAAGGAAUUUGCCAGCGAGAAAGCCGGAAGCCCGAUGUACAACCUGUAUGCCCUCUGCAAUCACUCAGGCAGUGUACACUACGGCCACUACACCAGCUACUGCAAGGGCCAGUCCGGAUGGUGCGUCUACAAUGACUCCCGAGUCACACCCAUCAGUGAGAGCCAAGUCCAGACCAGCGAGGCGUACGUCCUAUUCUACGAGCUGGAAGACAGCGGUCUGAAGAAAUAGCCUACUGGGGACACUGGACCAUCUCUUGGAGGUAUGAGGUCUCGGUGACCUCGCUCUUUGCUGCUGCUUGAACGAGCCGCCCCCGGAUCCUUCCUCUGCCAGGCACUAUUUGUGGGUGCCGGAGCCGAGCUGCGAUUCCGACUCGGAUUUUGAAGCAAUAAAUGGUUCUCUACCAAUUGGUCUAACAGUUUCAGACUGCGCGGCUUACCGCAGGAAACGUGUAUUAUGACCACUGCACUGCCCGCCACGGGGCUGCUGGCGCCAGGUCCAGUCCCAGCACCGAGCGGGAAUGGUCGACGGAUAAGACGUAUCAAUAAUUUAUUUGCUCAGGCUUUGUACUUGAACUACAAGUCCCAGCACUUUCUGCUGUAGUAUGAUCAUUCUAACUCACUGGGACAGACUGCACCUAUAUGACGAGAGGACUGUUCUGGGAUCACGAAUAAGAGUUUGAGUGAAAUUAGAAUUUUUUAUUUUUAGGCGCGGCUCAUUGAAAUAAAAGCACUCGGAGCAAUAUGCCGCAAUGGGCAAAACGCAGCACAAUUUGCACCAUUUUCUAAAAAUAAUAGGUGAACAGGUAAACUGGCUGGCAACUAAUCAUAGUAAGCAGUACCCAUAACGGAGAUACUCUUUGUUUUAAGGAACGUAUCACAAAGAAAUGAUAUAUUUUUCAUAUUUUUAUAUAAUGUGACCAGCAGGCAUCUUAUUUCAUUAGGAAAAGUGUUUUUAUUUUUAUUGUUUGCGAGCGUUACAGUCGCCACGAAAAUUUCAUGGCUGUGGUAUUUUAAUUUAGAGCUGAGGUAAACUGCUGUGCCGGAACUACAAGUCCCAGCAUACCUUGCCUGUGCCUGGCAGGCAGUGCUGAUAUGUGGAGCAGUGAGGGCAGCCAUUUUGUGUGUGACUGUCCUUAUAUAGCACAUAAGCAGCAGGCUCCUCGUGCCUUGGUGAUGUGGCUGUUUCCAGGUGAAUUGAUAGUGUGCUUUAUUCCCAUGUACAGCCCACACAAUGGCCGUCUCCAUAGUGCGCAGGCCAGGGGUAAAUACACAGUUUCAAAUUACUUUGAGUAAAAAAAAAAUCACUGACAUUACAAAAUUAUAAUAUGAUAACAUUGCUCCACCUGUAUGUUUCCCCACCACCCCGUUACAAUACUAUCUUGUGAAUUAACUAAUUUAUUAAUUGCCUCCAACUAAUCCAAUCGGUUUUACUCCUAUGGAACACUUUCUGUAAAGUAUGUUUUUUUUAUGUAUAUCUGCGUCCAUUUCAAGCUAUUCCGGUAAGAUUUUAAUAUUUUUGGUACUAAACCGAAUGUUUUUAUGUAAAUAUAUGAUCCUGUCCUAAGUAUAUUCACAUAUUUUGCAGUAAAUUAACUACAAAACCCA
Molecule: messenger RNA, 3455 nt
Organism: Pseudophryne corroboree (corroboree frog)
Lineage: Eukaryota; Metazoa; Chordata; Amphibia; Anura; Myobatrachidae
Gene: USP21
Product: ubiquitin specific peptidase 21
Exons: 14
Coding region: 286-2079 (597 amino acids)
Biological process (GO): protein deubiquitination
Cellular component (GO): cytoplasm
Molecular function (GO): cysteine-type deubiquitinase activity
Source: RefSeq, a predicted model, not a curated record